Messenger RNA from Nasonia vitripennis (jewel wasp), 4106 nucleotides. Its product is annotated as venom dipeptidyl peptidase 4. The record is from RefSeq and is a predicted model, not a curated record. The coding region runs from base 740 to 3133 and encodes 797 amino acids. The transcript has 16 exons. Gene Ontology annotation, molecular function: serine-type peptidase activity; dipeptidyl-peptidase activity. NCBI's taxonomy places the organism in Eukaryota, Metazoa, Arthropoda, Insecta, Hymenoptera, Pteromalidae. Gene Ontology annotation, biological process: proteolysis.
CGACAGCCUCAGUUGAGCGCCGACCGUCGUUCAUCUCGCGCCGGCUCGGUCCCGCUGUCCACACUCGGAAUCGUUCCUCAGUGCCAAACGUCCCUCUCCCGCGCGUUCGCGUUGUACACCCGCCGAAGGCGUCGCCUCUUCGUCUUCUUUCUCCGGUUUUGUAUUGUUCGCGUUCUCGUGACUGCUGCCGCCGCUGCUGCGGGAAUCUCUCUGAGGGGAGCCGCCGACUGGACCGUGCCGCAGUGGAGACGCAGCCCGCCCGAUUGCUGAUGCUACGAGAGUCCCCCGGAGGCCGGCAUCAGUGCAGCAGCAGCGCAUCGUCGGGUCUCGAGGAGCAGCGGAUGUUGUCCGAGCGGCCGUCGCAUCAGGAGUUGCAAAUCGGGAAAGACUAGCGCCGCAUGCGUAGGAGCGCGCCGGAAAAAUUAAAUACAGGCCAUUCGUCGAGCAGCACUGGCGGCAGUGCUGCGGUGCCGCCGCUGCUACAGUCAGCGUCAGCCGGGCCGGCUCGCCACUGAUUAAUGGCUUCGAUUCGUUGAAUCGACGAAAGAGAGCCGACGGACUAGACUCGGAGAACUGCUGCUGCUGCGACUGCUGCAGCGCCGCUGCACUCCUGGCGAACCAAAACCCCGGCGACUGCUGCAGCGACGAUCGCGAGCCGGACGCUGCCGCCGCCGCCGCCGGAACUGGAGGAGCUGCCGAAAACGACCACGACGACUGCUCGCGGAACGCCAGCCAGACCAUGAGAGACGGCGUGUUCGACGUCAGCGAACUGAUGACGAAGAGCACAGGAUGCAACACACGCCGUCUGCUGGUCGUCGGCCUAAUAGCGACGAUCGUGCUGGUACUGGUGAUCACAGCGACGGCUGCCAUCUUGCUGACUAGCGCUGACCGCGAGGCCGCCCGAACGGAGGCGCUCGGAGCUUCGGGAAUCUCUGUGGAAGAGUGGCUUGGAGGAUCGCUGUCCACUAAAAGCUUUAAUGGCACCUGGCUCAGCGGUGACGAGAUACUCUACGAAGACGAGAGCGGCAACCUCAUGAUCUUCGAUGCGUCCAGCAGGCAGAGCCGGAACGUUCUCAACAUCACUAAUUCGGCCCUCGUAGCGAGCUUCGAUCACCAGUUCUCCGCGGAUCGCAAAUACCUGCUGUUGGCUUUCAAUUACCAGAGGCUCUUCCGUCACACCUACCUGGCCCAGUACAAGAUCGUGAACCUCGAGACGCUGCAAGAAACUUUGCUGAGCGGGAACGAGUCCUCGGGGCUACAGCUAGCGGUCUGGGCUCCACAAGGCAACGCCUUGGUCUACGUCUUCCAGAGUAACAUCUACUAUCGACCUCAGGCGGAGGUGCCCGAUGACUAUCAAAUCACCGUCACCGGCGCGUUCGGCACCAUCUACAACGGCGUGCCCGACUGGGUUUACGAGGAGGAAGUAUUCAGCUCUAACAAGGCGAUGUGGUUCUCUCCGAGCGGCACCAAAUUGGCUUUCGGCCACUUCGACGACACACAUACUCCAAUAAUGAACAUCCCUUACUACGGCUUUCCCGGAUUGACCUUUCAAUAUCCCUCGGCAAUACCGAUUCAUUAUCCAAAGAGUGGCACGCAAAAUCCAACAGUGAAACUAUUUUACGUCGAUUUGGAGCAGGUAGUCAAAGGGAACGUGAGCUUGAUUGAAAUCGAAGCUCCGCUGAAAUUAUCCUACACCGAACGAAUUUUAGCGUCCGUUUCCUUCCCCACGGAUGGCCUUGUGUCCGCUAUAUGGAUGAAUAGAGUACAAAAUCAAGCCUACUUUCACAUGUGCAACGUUAUCGAUCGAAACUGCUCAACGGCACUUGCUUACAAGGAAAGAAAUGGCUGGGUCGAACAGUUCGUGCCUCCCUUGUACAGCAAAGACGGCACAGCAUUUGUCUUAAUCUUACCGCAGAAGCAAGGCAAUCGCGGCGAUUGGAGGCAUGCGGUUUUGGUGACGGAAGCUACGACGAAACAUCCAAUAGUGACCGCACUGACUUCUGGCCUUUUUGUCGUUACUGAAAUAGUGGCUUGGGACGAGGACAAUCAUUACGUGUACUAUCUGGCUACGAGCGAGCAGGAUCCGGCGCAAAAGCACUUGUAUCGAGUUUCUAUUCUCGAUCGCAAUCGCCGCUCCGAUUGUCUCAGUUGCGAAAUCAAGAGCGAGUCCGAUGGAAGUUAUUGCCUGUACAAUUCAGCGGAAUUCUCCAAGGAUAACUCGCACUAUGUUCUCACGUGCGCCGGACCAGGAAUCCCGGAAAUUACCAUCCAUAACAGGAAUUCAACGAAAGUUUACGCGUGGGAAAGCAAUAUAGCCGUGGCAGAACUCAUCGCCGAAAAGUCUCGUCCAACAGUAAAGAGGUUUACAGUGCCAGUGCCCGGGGGUUUUGAAGCUCAGGUCAAAUUGCUUUUACCACCCAACGCGGACUUGUCCGGAAAAACGAAAUAUCCUAUGCUGCUUUACGUAUAUGGCGGACCCGACACUAACGAAGUAACCGAGAAAUUCAAUAUAGACUGGGGAACGUAUUUGGUAACGAACAAGAGCAUUAUUUAUGCGUCGAUCGAUGGGCGAGGAAGCGGAUUAAAAGGCAACAGCAUGAUGUUCGCUGUUUACAGGAAUCUCGGCACAGUCGAAAUCAUGGACCAAAUAAACGUUACGAGGCAUUUACAAAAUAGCUUUUCCUACAUCGAUCGCUCAAGAACUGCGAUAUGGGGCUGGAGCUACGGAGGCUACGCCACGGGCAUGGCUCUGGCAAUGGAUUUCGAUGGAAUUUUCAAAUGCGGCUUGUCAGUCGCACCAGUGACUGACUGGACGCUUUACGAUUCCGUCUACACGGAGAGGUUCAUGGGCCUUCCUAAUGCCGCCGACAAUCUCGGCGGCUACGAUCAAAGCCAGCUUCUCAACAAAGUUGACAAUAUCAAAAACAAGGGCUAUUACCUGAUUCACGGCACCCUCGACGACAACGUGCACUACCAGCAGUCCAUGCUGCUUGCCAAAAUGCUCGAGCAAAAAGAUAUUCUCUUCAGGCAGCAGACAUACACCGACGAAACUCACGACAUUGCUCGAAUGCGUCUUCACCUGUAUCAUUCGAUGGAGAACUUCCUUGAUGAAUGCUUUAAGACGUCUUCAUGAUUGGAAGGUGGCCUGCAUCGUUGAUGAAUAAAUUGUAUGAUUUGUACAUAGAUGUGUACAAUAUUGUAACAUGAUUGUUUGUGUAAAUAUUAGAUUCCAGAAUGAUUCAGGUAUUAGCACCAGAAGCAGUCGUUAGUUACAGAGAGCUGCGUAUAAGGAAGCAUUUUUCAUAUAUGAAUAUUUUUUAUGAAUCACAAAACGAUUAUAUUACGAGGCGAGAGAGUAAGAGAGAUACUGCGCGACACUAGUUGAGAGAUCAUCUUGUGAAUGAAUUUUUAUUGUCCAGUGCGGAACGAAUGACCUUUACGCUAUUGUAAUUCGUACUUACUAACUGUUAAAAGUAUAUGCUUUUUAUUCGAUUUUACAAAACAGAAAAUCAUGUUGAAUGUAUAACACUAUAUAAGAGCGAAUGAAGAUUCUCGUGUGUUAUUUGUUAUAUUAUUGUAUUCAUAGGUCUUGGAACGAAAUUUAUCGGAGAGAAUUUUAAAACGAAAAUGGAAUAAAUCCUUUUAUAUUUCUUGUUGACAAUUCAGAUUGUAUCCUUCUUUUCUUAGAGGAUUCUUUUAUUUUUUUUUUUGUGAUGAAUGCAAAUUUUUAUCCUACAAACUUUAUUGUUGUUAAAAUAAGAUUUCAUAUUAUGACUGUGUGAUAUACUACACAAUAGCGUAUUUAUAUGUAUAUAAGAAAAUACUACCGAUUUCAGCGAAUCAAAGUUUUUUAAUCCAACAAGGACCAUUGCAACAUUUUGGAGGAUUAAUCAAAAUGAAUUUAUUAAAGAAAAAACUUGUUAACUUUUAAUAUUCGAGGUCUUUAAAUUGUGUAAAUAUUGAGGUCAUUUCAUCCAAGCGUAAUCAAGGUAGAAUUUCGUAGGAUCUGCCUUCGCAGACUUACAAUAACAUUAAAGAGCUGCUUGUAUAAUCAUCAUCAAUUAUUUGUUAAAUGUAAAACAAAUAAAGCUCUAUGUUUUAUUAAA